Corythoichthys intestinalis (scribbled pipefish) is the source of this 1821-nucleotide messenger RNA. It is a transcript of the gene tmem141, whose product is annotated as transmembrane protein 141. The record is from RefSeq and is a predicted model, not a curated record. The coding region runs from base 100 to 477 and encodes 125 amino acids. NCBI's taxonomy places the organism in Eukaryota, Metazoa, Chordata, Actinopteri, Syngnathiformes, Syngnathidae. The transcript is spliced from 5 exons.
UUUAAGUGUCCGACAUCCGGGCGCUGUACGGUAAUGGUAGCAAAAUCCCAUAUAUUGUUCAGUUAUUAUUUCUUACGCACUAGAUUUUAACCAACGACAAUGGUGAAUCUUGGUCUCACUCGAGUUGACGAUGAGUUGGUAGCCAAACACCCGGGUUUAGAAAGUUAUGCCGCUUGCCAAUCCCACGCCUUCAUGAAGGGAAGUGGAACCUUUGUCCUUGGUGCCAUUGGCCUUUUUGCGCUUCAAAAGGUUCUACAGAAGAGACUUCCUUAUCCUCUGCAGUGGAACCUGCUCAUUUCCAUUGUGGCGUCAUCGAUGGGCAGCUAUGCAGUGACAAGUUGGGAAACGCAAAAAUGCUCCGACCUGUGGUUACUACUUGAAACUGGCAAAGUUCCGGAUAGGUCACCACCACAUGUGCCUAAAACAGAAGAACCAUCAGGGACUCGGAAGACAAAAUAUGGCGAUGUGAUGGAAUGAAAGCCUUUUAAUGUUAUACAGUGGAACCUGUUUUGGGAUGUUGAUUUAUCCCACAAGAACAUCCGCUGUGCUGCCGUCAUGCAGGAAAACAAUGAAAUUGCGACCCUGUUGUAAAUCGUCGUAUUUCGAGCGUGUUGGCAUAUGUCGAGACAAAUGGACGAGUCAUAUUUUAUGUCGGAUGACGAAAGGAUCGUAUGUUGAGGUGUUUGUAUGUCGAGGUACCAAUGUAAUGUUUUUUGCCAUAUGAAAUAUAUUUAAAAGAAAGUAUAUACUUUGCAGUAAAACUGUCAUAGCUAUCAUAUAAGUGUAUGAAUAUGAAUAAUAAAACAAGAAUGAAACAUCUAAAGGUGCCAAACAACAUUUUUUUCUUAAAUCAUGACCAUGUUUCCGCAGAUUAUGGAAUCCUAUCACAUUGAUUAAAAUUCAAAUUUUCCAAAAUCUGAAAUUUUCAAUUUUGAAUUCCCAAAUGAAAAGAGACAUUUUGCAAAAUUGCCUGGUCCUUCUAUAUUUCUCACUUAUUCAGCUCAUUAAUAAAAGCUUGAGAACAAAUUUUCCACAUCAGGUCUGGACAUCAUGGGAACUAUGCAUAAAUCCCUACUUUUCCCAAUGACAGGUUCUUGUUAUUCUAUGUGUUCUAUAUUUUAUAUUAAAUAUGUGUUUAUAUAUUUAUAUUUUUACUAUACUAAAUGUUAUUUGUAUGAUGUAUCAACUGAACCUAUUAGAUAAUAUACAGUACUCAUAUUUGCAUGGACAAAAUGAGCUUUCAGACUUAAAACCAUCAAUAACAUGAGAAUAAUCUGAUUCAAGGAUAUUCGUGGUUUAGUAUGGCUCUUUAGCAGAGAUCCGACGUUAAGCUUAUGAUCUGGUAUUACAUUUUUGAGAUGUGUUUGUUGGCUAGUUUUUACUGCAGUAUCACUAAGUGUUUACUCAAUUAAAUGGGGGGUUGGGUAAAAAUCGGUGAUCAUUUAUAAUCAUGGACAUUAUUAUCAUCUUAAAGAUGACAUUGCUAGGAAUUCAUUUUUUUUUCUCCAUAAGAUUGGUCAAAAUGAGUUUGUCACCUGUUUGAGGUUUGUUGUCUACUAUAUUUAGUUUGUGAUUUGAUUGAAAUCAUUUUUUGAAGUUAAACCGCUCUGCAAAUGAGCAGAUGUCCAAUUGCUGACAGUGUGACCGCACUAGAUCUUAUUAUGCAUGAUAUUCUUAUUAUGUGUGAGAGGUUUUAAUAUUAACACUUGUUCACCAACAUACUCAGUCAUCAAUUAAAAUAGCUUGAAAAAGGACAGUAUGGGUGGGAAUUCUCAACCAAAAUUGUCUUACAAACUUGAUAAAACAACAGAUUAUCAACAA